This is a messenger RNA of Clunio marinus, 3415 nucleotides long. The record is from the annotation of a GenBank genome assembly. Lineage: Eukaryota; Metazoa; Arthropoda; Insecta; Diptera; Chironomidae.
ACAACAAACUGAAAACUUUUAAAGACAAAUGUUAUAAAUUUGCUUAAAAAUGUUUCUACAAAGUAUAACAGUUUGUGGAUUCCUGCAUGUUAAAGAUACAAAAACGUUGACUUUUGAUAUUCAGAAAAAUUCUGAAAUACAUUUUAAGGAAAUCGCAAAUGUGACUGAUAAUAUUUUUAUAAAAGCACUUUCAAUAAUAUUUGACAAGAAGUAUGGAUCAGGAUACGAUUUGCGCGCUGAAUUUAUCAACAAUCAAUGUAAUGGAAAAUCUUAUGUCAGAAUUGAGUUUUGGCAAAGUGAUAAUAACAUUCUGAAUGAAUCAGCUUGGCUUAAAGGGAACAGCUUUAAAAUCGAACGAAGCAUCAUCGAUCAAUCAAAGAUCAUCAAAGUGAAUGAGGCGGAUAUGGACAUUGUAACUUUUCACAACAGUAUGGCACGUCUUGGUUUCCACAGCAUUGAAGAUUUCUGCAUGCAUCGACUUCUUGAAAGUGAAAUAAUUAAACUCAAUCAUUACAAUGGAGAGGAUCUUUGGAAUCUCAUUUUAAAUGUGAAUCAAAGUGAAGAUCUUGUUCAAGUCCUGGGGAGUAAACAUAGAAAACGAUUACUUCUUAUUGACGAAAUGAAACGCACAAUGGAUGAAAUGGAAGAUUCACUCGCUUCUAAGUUGAGACUUAAAAACGAUAUGCGAACAUACUUUUCUCUUGUAAAACAUUUCAAUACUCUUAUGAGAAUUGUCAGCAAAAGAAAAUUGAAAAUUCUUUCAAAUGAAAACAUGAGAACUCAAACUGAAAUCGACAAUUUAAUGAUUGAUCUUGAAGAUAAAACUAAAGAAGUGAAAUUGUUUGAGGACCGUGAAUUAAAGACACGACUAAAGAACUGCGCAGCUAUGAAGUUCAUUGAUCUGAUGUAUGACAAACGAGACAAAGUAAUGCAGAAAUUACACGAAGUUAAACUUCAAAUUGUGAAAGUUCCGAAAGGAUUUUCAAUCAUAGAACUUUUCCACACAAUUGCAGCUAAUCAAACUUCUAUUCGUGAAAACUUUCAGCAAUUUGAAGCCUUCUCCGAGCAACGUCUUCAAUAUUCAGAAGCAAAUCUAAUUCCUCAACAAAUGGAGGUCGAAAUGAUGAAAUGGAAAAUUUUCCUCAGUCGCACACAAAAUAAAAAUCUUCUCGAUCAAUUUAUUGAAACUGAGACGAACAGAAUUUAUUCUUUAAAUGAAGAACUUCAUAAAGUUGUCGACGAUAUGGAGAAAUGUAAAGAAAUCGUUAACAAAGUUUUAUUCUUAAAUGUUGAACAAAUUAAAGAAGUGACAAAGGAAUGGAAAAGCAAACAAUUCCAAGUUGAGAUGGAAAUUGCAAAACUCAGUAAAAAUAUGUUGAAAAAUGAGAAAGAAAAGUUUCAAAUUGAUGUGAAGAUCAAUGAAAUUGCAGUAGAAAAUGAACUCGAUUUGCCUUACAUUCAAACACUGAAGAUUGUUGAAGAAUUUAUUCGAUUAAAUUCAGACUUUGAUCUUGACUACGUUGGACCAGUUUUUACUUUUCUUAAUCCACUUUCCGAGAUUGAUGGGAAACUUUGGCCUUUGCUUUCAUCUGUAGCUGGAAUUUUUCUUUUCACUCGAGGAAUGACAGCAAGAAAAGUUCAUCGAAAGAUGCUUGAAUUGAAUCCUGAUUUAAAAGCUUCUUAUGUGUUUCUGGGAAUCGACGAGUACAUUCCAGUGAAUUAUCCAGCUUUGUCUGAGGAAAUGUUAAGUACAGUAAGAUCUGCUAAUGAACUGAUCGACCCAAAAGCUAAAUUCAAAAAUAUUUUAAAACAAUUGUUGAGUGACAUUCUGUUAAUAAAUGAAGAUGAAGUGGAAAGUUUCGAAGAUAUUUCAUGUCUACAAAAGGUCAUAAUUCAUAGCAAAUAUGGCAGUACAAUCAAAUCUAAUCAUUGUUUGAUGUUUCAAAGUAAAUCAUCAAAUGAAAAUCCAAUUCAAACACUCAAAACCAUCUACGAACAUAUUAAAAUGCGCAUAGAUUUUGUGCAGAAAAUCAACGAAGCUCAACGAACAAUUUUGGAAUUUUUUGAUGUUUUGAAAGCAAGUGAAACGCAAUAUCAACAUGACAUCCAUUCAAAUCAUUCCCUGCAUUCGAUUCCAGCUUGUGUUGCUGCAUUUCAUCAACUUUUAAGAUUCAGUGAGAAGAAAUUUUCCAUCAAGAAGCGAUUGUUAGUGAAAAAUGCUACGAAGCAAGCAUUAGAAGAUCUUGAAGCUUUACAAAUGACAACGAAUGACGUCAAUGAAAUAUUCCAAGAAAUUCUAUCAAAACAGAAGAAAUUAAAGAAUGACGAGAAGCAACUUGAAACAAUCGAAGUUGAAAUUAAUAAAAAUAAAAUAAUUUACGAAUUAACAGUCACGAAGAUGGAACAUUCCAAUGAUUUCUUAAUUCGAGCAUUGCAUUUUGUUAAAUAUCCUUGGAAUGAGUUCUACGAUGAUCUUGAACCGACAGUUGACAACUUCAUUAGAACCAACGAAAAUCUUCUUGAAAGUUACAAAAGUGAAAUUAAUCAACUUCAAAUAUUAACAAAUGAAUGUUCUGUUGAGAAACUGCAACAAGAAGUUGAACUUUUAAAGUUAAAAUGUAAACUUUAUGAGAAUCGAAGCAAGCAAAAUGUAAAUGAAUUUGCUAUGAAGAAAUGUACAGAAACAAUCGAUCUUUGCAUUAACGAUCCGAAGACAAACUUUGAUCUUGAAUUCUACAAUCAAUAUCGUUCAGCAUCGAGUGACGAGCUGAUCGAAGUUCUUUCUGAUUACCAUCGUCAAUUGCAGCAAAACAGUUGCAACAUUAAACAAGCCACAAAAGACCAAUACGGACAUUUAGUUGAUUCCAUAAAGAAAGUCGAGAAAUAUUCUCACUCGCCAGUUGAACCGCACUCGAGAAGUCGAAUAACAUCAAAAACAUUUCCAAUCGUUAACAAAGUUUUCGUGAAGACACUCAAAGAUGCUGUGUUCAAUUAUCGGGCGUCAUUCAUGACUGUUAUGAAUGAUCAUGUUCAACAAUCGAUGCUUUUAUUUUACACACGAAAACUUUUCCACGAAAUCCAAGCUGAUGACUUCAGUUGGAGUUGUUUUGAUUUAAAUCGAAUUAAAGCAAUGGAUUUUGUUGUCAAUUGGAAGAAUUCUUCUGUCGUCUGUUCAGAGAGUAAUGUGAAGACAGUUAAAGGGCUUCUGCUCAUCAUGCACAUCAUUCACUACUUGUCAGUCUUCAAAUUCAUCGUCAUUGAUGAGAAAAUCUUUAAUGGCAUGGACGAGAAAUUGAAAGACAAUCUCAUGGUUUACCUCAACACUGUGUCGUCAUUUGUACAAAUAAUUUUUCUUAACAACGAAGUUGAAGAAUCAAUUGCAGAGUACGAAGACGAACCGAUGGAUACUUCAUAA